CGCUUCAACAAAUCUCGUCUCCCUCACCCUGUCGCUCUUUUCCUCGGCGGCUCAGCUUGUUCUCAUUCUCUAUAGCUAGCAUACAAGUAAUGGACUUGUCGGAAACGCAGGCCCAACGGGAACACCAAAACGUGGUGGUAAUGAGGCACGGCGACCGCAAGGACAACGUCGAUCACCUAUGGGUGACGAAUGCUGCGAAGCCCUGGGACCCGCCGCUGGUGGAGAAUGGCCGGGUAUGUGCCUUCUCCACGGGUCGGAAGCUCCGGACCCAUCUCGGCUUCCCAAUCCACCGGGUCCUCGUCUCUCCCUUCCUCCGCUGCGUCCAAACCGCCUCUGAAGUCGUCUCCGCGCUCUGCUCCAUCCACGACGACCCAACCAUCCCCACCUCCGAUGACGUUUCCAUCGAUCCCUCUAAAGUCAAGGUCUCUAUCGAGUAUGGAUUGUGCGAGAUGCUAAACAGGGGAGCGAUCAGAUCUGGUUUCCCUCAAGACGGAAACUGGGGCUUCAAUAUCUCAGAGCUUGAAGCAAUGCUACCAGCUGGGACAGUGGACAGCACUGUGGAACAUGUGUAUAAGGAGUUACCGCAGUGGCCGGAGACAGUAGCGGAUGCAAGGGCUAGAUAUUUGCAAAUCUUUCAGGCACUGGCAGAUAAAUAUCCUACAGAAAACUUGCUACUUGUCACUCAUGGAGAAGGAGUUGGGGUGGCGUUUUCUGCGUUCAAGAAGGACACUACCGUUUAUGCUGUAGAGUAUUGUGCAUAUACAGAACUAAGACGACCCAUCGUCCAUAAAGAUGGAUCAUUUGUUGCUGGAGAUUUUGAGACACGUAAUGGGCAGGGCAUCAAGUACAUUCCAUCAAAUGCUGUGGCAGACGAUGUCAACUGCAGUGACCGUGCGUAAUAUUUUCGAUUGAACUCCUAUUUCAAUUCGAGUAACGAUAGAUACAAUAGUAAUAAUAGAUACAGUUGGGUCUAUUAAUAAAAAAAUAAUUUGUUUACGUGUA
This is a messenger RNA of Juglans microcarpa x Juglans regia, 1002 nucleotides long. RefSeq lists its product as uncharacterized. Lineage: Eukaryota; Viridiplantae; Streptophyta; Magnoliopsida; Fagales; Juglandaceae. The transcript is spliced from 4 exons. Bases 90 to 899 code for a protein of 269 amino acids. The record is from RefSeq and is a predicted model, not a curated record.